AAGGUCAUAGAUCUGGCAUGUGCCUUAACAGAAGAAUCUAGCAGACAAGACGGACGAUUCACAAGUCCUGGAAGAGGCUGCUUGGAGAGCAAGGAAGGAUGAGGGGAGAGAUGGAAUCACCUGCCCCUGAUGCCACCGAGGCUGGGAGCAGAAGGGAGCUCUGGGAAGACGAUGUCUUUUCUCCAGAUUUGCAGCGCCAGCAGUUCAGGCAAUUCCAGUACCAAGAGGCAAAGGGACCCCGAGAGGUUUGCAGCCAACUCCACCAUCUUUGCUGCCAGUGGCUGAAGCCAAAGAGGCACAGCAAGAAGGAGAUGCUGGACCUGGUAAUUCUGGAGCAGUUCCUGGCCAUCCUGCCUCCAGAGAUAGAGAGCUGGGUGAGGGAAUGCGGGCCGGAGACCAGUUCCCAGGCAGUGGCCCUGGCAGAAGGCUUCCUCCUCAGCCAGGCAGAGGACAAGAAUCAGGACCAGCAGGCACAGGAGAAGGUCAUGCAGGAACUUCACCAUGGAGCCACUUUUCUGGGUGAUGCCACUGCUGUACAUUUGUUGCCAUCUCUUUGUGGCAGAGAGAAAGCAUCUUUCGUGCAGCUUGAUCAGGGUCUGGUGACCUUAGAGGAGGUGUAUGUUCAUUUCACUGAGGAGGAGUGGGCUCUGCUGGAUACAGAUCAACGAAGGCUUCACCGAGAAGUCACGGAGGAGAACUGGCAGAAUGCGGCCUCUCUGGGAAGACUUCUGGUUCCCAAAUCUGAUUCCAUUUCCCUAGUGGAAGAAGAAGGAGGCCCAUGCAUCCAAGAAGCAGAAGAAACAGAGAGAUCAGCAGAUGCUGAUGGUCUCCACAGCAGGUCACAGGGAGUACCACGACACCAACUACUUGAUAGAGACCAGCAGAAAAAAUAUACUGGAACAAAACAGAAGAACGGGAACAAAUACUCUGUGCCUCAAGUUGCUCAGUCUGAGGUCUUUAAUGCACGCCAAAGAAUUACUACUGUGGAGAAACCAUAUAAAUGUUUGGCGUGUGGAAAGAACUUUGCUCAGAGUUCACACCUUAUUGCCCAUCAACAUAUCCACACUGGGGAGAAACCAUAUAAAUGCUUGGAGUGUGGAAAGAACUUUGCUCAGAGCUCACACCUUACUGCCCAUCGACGAAUCCACACAGGGGAGAAAGCAUAUAAAUGCUUGGAUUGUGAAAAGAGUUUUGCUUGUAGUUCGCAUCUUACUAAACAUCAACGUAUCCACACUGGGGAGAGACCAUAUAAAUGCUUAGAUUGCGGAAAGAGCUUUACUGAGCGUUCACACGUUACUGCCCAUCGACGAAUCCACACUGGGGAGAAACCAUAUAAAUGCUUGGUGUGUGGAAAGAGUUUUACAUGGAGUUCAGACCUUACUGCCCAUCAACGUAUCCACACUGGAGAGAAACCAUAUAAAUGUUUGGAAUGUGGAAAGAACUUUGCUCAGAGUUCACACCUUACUGCUCAUCAACGAAUUCACACUGGGGAGAAACCAUAUAAAUGCUUGGAGUGUGGAAAGAGCUUUGCUUGGAGUUCAGACCUUACUGCUCAUCAACGUAUCCACACUGGGGAGAAACCAUAUAAAUGCCUGGAGUGUGGAAAGACAUUUGCUCAGAGCUCACAGCUUACUACCCACCAACUUAUCCACACUAGAGAGAAACCAUAUAAAUGCUUGGAUUGUGCAAAGAGCUUUUCUUGUAAUUCACAACUUACUAAACAUCAACGAAUCCACACUGGGGAGAAACCGUAUGAAUGCCUAGAGUGUGGAAAAAGCUUUGCUUGGAGUUCACAGCGUGCCACACAUCAACGAACCCACACUGUACUACAUAUGAACUAACCUCAUAGGACAUAACUUAAAUUACACCCAAGAAUUCACCACAGGAUAAACCAUAAAAACACUAAGCCAUGUUUUGCAUCAAUGACUUUACUCAUGAGAGAAACCAUGCAAAUAUUUCUAGUGUUGUAGGAUCUUCAACCUUAUCACCUACCUUACCAGACAUUAUCAUCAGGAGUUUUUAUGCUAAAUCAGGCCUGUAAUGUAUAACUUUUGAACUGGUAUUGGUUAAGUUGUGUUCAGUUCUCAGCUAAAAUAUUUGGAAUACAAUUUAUUAUAAAAUGUGAAA
Messenger RNA from Heteronotia binoei (common prickly gecko), 2127 nucleotides. RefSeq names its product zinc finger protein 383-like. Bases 99 to 1841 code for a protein of 580 amino acids. Gene Ontology annotation, biological process: regulation of DNA-templated transcription. NCBI's taxonomy places the organism in Eukaryota, Metazoa, Chordata, Lepidosauria, Squamata, Gekkonidae. The record is from RefSeq and is a predicted model, not a curated record. The transcript is spliced from 6 exons.